AGCAUAGCAGUUGAAGAAGAAACAAAAGUAUCAUCGUGGAGGGCAGGGGUGGGUGACUUGGUGGUGGUGCUGGUCAUUCUUCAUUUUGGUCAAGUUUCUCUUUUCUCUCUCUCUCUCUCUCUGUCUUUUCUUUUUCUUAAUUUUUCAUUUUCAAACACAUACACAAUAUCAGCUGCUUCUCUCUCUCUCUCUCUCCCCUCCCUCCCUCCCUCCCUCUCUCAUAAUUAUCUAUUCAACGCCUGAGAUUAACACUUCGAUUGACUGAUUUAUAAUCAUACUCAAUCUGUGUCUUAAGCAAAGCAAUCGUUAUCAGUAGAUACAAGGCCAUCGCUCCAAAAUUUCUGCUUUCACGGGAUUUAAUUGAAUAUAGAUCUGGAUGAAUGACAUAUGUAUCGGCCGAAGAGUGUUCCGAGCUCAAGUUUGGUCCAUAAAAGCCCUCCAGUUCAUGGUCAGCAUUUAGAUUGUGGUGCCAUUGCAAUGGAUCCCAUCAAUGGAGGAAAUAGUCUCAACAACAACCCUAGUCUUGCUUCGAAGCAGCGAUUGCGCUGGACUCAUGAGCUUCAUGAACGCUUUGUUGAUGCAGUGGCACAACUUGGUGGGCCAGAUCGGGCUACUCCUAAAGGUGUUCUCAGAGUUAUGGGCGUACAAGGUUUGACAAUAUACCAUGUCAAAAGCCAUUUACAGAAAUAUCGACUUGCGAAGUACCUUCCUGAUUCUUCAUCUGAUGGGAAAAAAGCUGACAAGAAAGAAACUGGAGAUAUGCUUUCCAAUUUGGAUGGUUCAUCUGGAAUGCAAAUUACAGAAGCACUCAAGCUCCAGAUGGAAGUGCAAAAGCGACUGCAUGAGCAAUUGGAGGUGCAGAGACAACUGCAGUUACGCAUUGAAGCUCAAGGGAAGUACUUGAAGAAGAUAAUCGAGGAGCAACAGCGACUCAGUGGCGUCCUUGUAGAGGUUCCUGGUGCAGGUGCCUCUGGUCCAAUAUCAGGUGAUAGUUGUCCAGAAUCUGACAAGACUGACCCAGCAACUCCUGCUCCAACUUCUGAGUCACCCAUUCAAGAGAAGGCUGCCAAGGAGCGUGCCCCAGACAAAAGUCUUUCCAUUGACGAAUCAUUCUCUUCUCACCAUGAGCCAUUAACUCCAGAUUCACGUUGUAAUGUUGGUUCCCCAGCUGAGAGCCCUAAAGGUGAGAGAUCUAUGAAGAAGCAACGGGUGUGCAUGGCCACUGCAUAUGCUAAACCAGAGAUGGUCCUUACGCACCAGAUACUGGAGUCGAGCUUAAACUCCUAUCCACAGUCACACUCUGUCUUUCUGACUAGAGAGCCAUUUGAUCCUUCAUCUGGAUUAUCUAUGGGAAAUGAUGAUCAAAUAGAAAAGGUUUCAGGCAGUGAUCUUUAGUUUUUCUUGCUACUUGAUAGCUGCCCUUAACAACUAUUUUUAUUUGCUGUCUGUGUAAUUUCCAAGAAUAUGUUCCAAGCAGGUUAAAUAACCAUUAAUGUUAGAUGUAUUAGAAUUAGGUUGAAGGAAAGCUGCUCAUUUAUACUGAUUUUCUGUAGACUGUCGUAGGUGCUUGAGGUUCAUCCAAAAGUAUGCAUGCGCGGUGAAUAGGGAUGUGGGGUUGGUUAAAAUGUGAUGUUUGUACAAUAGACCUCUAAAUGCUUGCAUCUGUUUCGACCA
Jatropha curcas is the source of this 1674-nucleotide messenger RNA. The record is from RefSeq and is a predicted model, not a curated record. Lineage: Eukaryota; Viridiplantae; Streptophyta; Magnoliopsida; Malpighiales; Euphorbiaceae.